UACAUCGGCAGACACUCACUCACAAGUGGUCACGUUGAACACACACGAGCAAUAAUGAAGUUCCUGGCAAUUUUCCUCCUGGUGGCUUCCGCUUGCGCUACUGAGAUUGAAAAGCGAGAGGCGGGGCCGAGCUAUGGCUAUUAUCAUCCUUCCUAUAGCUAUGGUCAUGGUUACCCUCACGUCUUAGUGGGUCAAGGUUAUCCCUAUGGUUAUCGGAGGCUACCCAUAGGCUACAGUUACAGGCACUACCAUCACAAGAGGUCUGCAGCUCCAGAGCCAGAGGCUGAGUCUUCCUUCUACCAUGGACACUACUCUGUCUACCGUCCUUAUGGUCACCACUACGCAAAGAGGUCUGCCGACCCUCACCCUUAUGCUGAGCCUCUCAUUUUCGUCCGACAGGAUGACACAGAGGUUCUUCUUACGCCCUGGUGGCACAUCGUCCUCGACGUCUUGGCUGUCCUCCGUCUCGAUCAAGGGAACGUUCUGUCUGACGUCAAUGGGGGUAGCUUCAUGGAGAGUUUUCGCGUCGCUGCUCAUCACUCUGUAUCUCAUCCAACUCCAACUCCUGUUGUCAGUGGUCUGGAGAAAGGGGAGAAGUCUCACUGGAUGAACCGACUCAAGUAUCUUCGAUGUGAUCAUUGUGGUUACAGUUGGGCAGUAAUUGCCAGGACCCUGUUUCACCUACUUAGUUUAAUUCCCAUUUGCGACUAUAAAAGGAAGAGGCCGACUUCCACCGGCAGACACUCACUCACAAGUGGCCACGGUGAACACCCACGAGUUACAAUGAAGUUCCUGGCAAUUGUGCUCCUGGCGGCUUCUGCUUGCGCUGCUGCAAUUGAAAAGCGAGAUGCAGAGCCAGACCACCAUUAUGUCUACCCGUAUGGGUAUCGCAACUACCACCCCUACUACCCAGUAGCGUAUGGUCACAAGCACUACCAUCACAAGAGAUCUGCUGAGCCAGAGCCAGAGGCUUCCCCCUCCAAAGAAUACUACCCUGUCUACCAUCCUCAUCCUCACUACCAUGGAAAGAGGUCUGCUGAUCCUUAUGCCUAUGCUGAACCUUAUCCUUAUCCUUACCCUUACCCAGAACCUUCCCAUGACUAUGGCCACUAUGGAUAUCCUCGGCCAUACCACUACUACCCUUCCUAUUACUCAGGUUAAGGAGAACUUGACUGCUGGUUUCAACGGAGCACAAAGGUGGAUUUGCUCUUGUUGCUGAUUCAGGAGUGUUUCAUGUAAAGACAAACGAUUGAAUAAAUAGUGCAUAAUA
Messenger RNA from Macrobrachium nipponense, 1270 nucleotides. RefSeq lists its product as uncharacterized. NCBI's taxonomy places the organism in Eukaryota, Metazoa, Arthropoda, Malacostraca, Decapoda, Palaemonidae. The transcript has 6 exons. The record is from RefSeq and is a predicted model, not a curated record. The coding region runs from base 55 to 1161 and encodes 368 amino acids.